Molecule: messenger RNA, 17148 nt
Organism: Chara braunii
Lineage: Eukaryota; Viridiplantae; Streptophyta; Charophyceae; Charales; Characeae
Source: the annotation of a GenBank genome assembly
CGCAGAAGAAGUUGGAUGUUGCGUGGGCGGAGGCAAUGUUCAGAGCCGGAAUUGCAUUCCAAUUCCUGGAGUUCGACACCACGCAGCAGCUGCACAACGUGUAUCUCGAGGUGGCGAACGCCAGACCGCAGGUGAAGUUGCCGUCUUCGAAGCACAUUCGGACUGUCAUGCUCGAGUUCAUUUUCAUGCGCAUUCAAAAGCAAGUGGAGCCUUUGACAAAAUGUUGGGAUGUCACCGGCUGGGUUGGUGUACCGGAUGCUGGAGCGGAUACACAACCGGAGGGCAGUUUUGAAGGACAUGGUGGACGUGACGAAUGUGGGGAAAUGGAAGGUGAUGCGGUGGUCGAGCGCGAAGCUGCAAGCGAAAGCGGAUCUCGUGUACUUCACAAUGCGGAGGGAUGCUUAGUGGACGGAGCUAAGGAAGGUGGUGGAGAUGAUGGAGCCGUUGUAUCUCCUACUGCGGAGGAUGGACAAGGACGGGACUGCACCGUCAAACCUUGUGGAGUACGACCGACUCAUGGAGAGGAUGCUGGCGGAGGUUGUGCUGACACCGGAGCAAUGAAGUUCUCUGUUAGAGAAGGUGAGGGACCGCAUGAAGAUGAUGCGGCAACCAGUGCACGCGCUGGCUUUUCUUCUCGACCCGCGGAGGAGAGAUCCGAAAGGCAAAUUGGCGCACCUCGGAAGUCAAAGGCGCAUAUGGAUAUAAUGAAAGACCUACUCGAGUUUCACAAGCGACCCAUCGCAUACGACCCCAAGCGGAAGGACAAGAAGAUGUGGGAAGAGGAUGCGGUCGAGGAUGCUGAUACUAUCUCACCGUCGAAGUGGUGGGCAACACAUGGCGGCAAUGUGCCGAAGUUGCAGGCCAUUGCUAUCAAAGUGAUGGGCAUGUGGAGCACUGCAACUCCGGCGGAGCGUAAUUGGUCCUCGAUGGACUUGGUGCACUCCAAGCGACGGAAUCGGUUGAAGCCCGCGACCGUGGAGAAGCUUGUGUACAUUCAUUGGAACAUGAAUCUGUUGCGGUUCUUCGAGUCUCUUCCAGAUGCGGAGGAGGGCGAUGAUCCUCUCUUGGAGGUGCCCGAGGAGGAGAAGGGGAAAACGGAGGAGGAGCAGGCUCGGGAACGGGCCUUAACCAAGUUACCAAAGGGCCGGAUUCCGAAGAACCUCGAAGAAGAUGAAGAGGAGCGCACGGACGACAACGACUUGGAGGACGAGAUAUGGAAGGGAAAGGCUCCAUGGUCUGAAACGUCUAGCGAAGGGGAGGCAGAAGACGGGUCCGACAAUGACUUUGAGCUGGGAGCGCAGCCCUCAAUCCCGGGCACCACAUAUAUUGGGAGGAGACGAACAACGCAGUGCCAUCGAGAACGCCCGCCCACAAUGCCAUGUCAAGGGACGGCUAACACAAGUGCACAGUACGAUAUCCAAUCCGAUGUUGAGCUACCGCAGACGGACGCCGACAUUGACAUGGUGCUUCGCCCCGGUCCAAUCGGCGCGGAUGAGGCGGAGGCCGAUCGUGCGAAGGCAAUGGCUGAUGCGGAUCGCGAACGGGUGCAAAGGAGAAUGCGAGAGGAGGAGGAGCGGCGAGCAGCUAUACCAACCCACAGCGAUGAGGGUAGAGUUGACAAUGUUAGAGUAACACGAUCGAGAUCACGUAGGAUCCCGUACGUGUUUCAGUACCUGGACACCAAUACAGAGAGACGGCUUAGAGCCGAAGCUAUAGCCCGUGCUCGAGCAGCGAGCGUGAGGACAACAACAGCUGUUGCACAAGAGUUAGCAGCAGCUAACGCAGCAGCAAGGCAAGCGGCGGCAGCAGCAAUGGCUACCGCGGCAGCAACCAAUGGUGCCACCUCGGCUGCCACUCAGUUGGGGGUGCCCACUGGGUCUGCGGGUAGUUCCAGUGUCGCAGGUUCUAGUCGCUCCACCAGUCAAAUGGCGGGCUCGCAGUUAAGCCCACUGACCCCACGCCAGCGGGAGUUGAGGGAACUCCAGCAAGUUAAAAGGAUUCGCACUAGGCUAGAGAGGGAACUGAAGGAAGCUGCUGAUAGAGAAAAGGAGAUUAGAGAUAGGACAGUCAGAUUGGAAAUGGUAGAGGCCAACAAAACUGCACUAGAGGCAAUGGAUGAGUCAACUAUGAACGACCAUGUAAGAGUGUUGAGGUCAAGCUUGUUGUCGUUGCAUGCGCAUGUAGACAGUAGGAUGGACUUCAUGCAGGACACUUUGGAUCAGAUAUUGGCUCAGUUGCAGCAGCUAGGACCAAUGCUGCCCGCAGUUACCCCCAUGCUGGCACACAACCCCCAUGCUGGCACACAACCCCCAUGCUGGCACACAACCAAGCGGUUCGUCAGUAGCAGCAUCUCAGACUGUUGCUUCUGCUUCUUCGGUCCUGCGGUGGCAGCUACUCCAUCACCGCAGCAGCAACCUGUUCCACCACAGGGACAACAACAAGGCCCAUGGUACCCAAAGACCCCAAUGAAACCACCUGUCGCCUUCUCUGGUGAGAAGAAGGACGAGGAGCUCAACACAUGGUUGAGAACGGUUCCAAUGUGGGUAAGGGCAAAGAGGACUUUGCAGGAGGAGGAGGUGAUUACUGCUGCAUCUUACCUUGAGGGUAAGGCAACCAAAUGGCUAGACGGGAUUAUAGCGAAAGCUGGGUUUGGGAGACGCAUGGCAGAUUGGGCUAAGACCAUGACGUUAGAUGAGUUCAUAGACAUGGUAGAAGCUCGCUGGCAUAAUCCGCAGCAGGCACAGAUUGCCACUGACGCCAUAAUAAGACUAGACCAGCGACGGUACAAGUCCGUUAGGGAGCUUAUGACUACAGUGGAGAAUCUCAUCGUAGUCCCAGGCCUUCGCUAUGAUGACCAGUGCCACGUCAGCAGUGCCACGUCAGACACAGUGCCACGUAAGCAGUGCCACAUCAGCAGUGCCACAUCAGACAUAGUGCCACGUAAGCAGUGCCACAUCAGCAGUGCCACGUCAGACACAGUGCCACGUAAGCAGUGCCACGUAAGCAGUGCCACGUCCGACACAGUGCCACGUCAGCAGAGCCACGUCAGCAACAUGACGGGCCUGUCGGGCCAACUGGCCAAUGAGCCCAUUGCCGACUACAAAAAGCGUUUCCAUGCUCAGCUCGCUCUAAUCGAGGCUGACGAACAACGCCAGCUGGCAGCCAAGGCUGCCCAGGUACAGGCUGAAGAAGCAGCAACAGCAGAGAAGCUGCGGCUACAGGCCAAAGCGGACGCAGAUGCCCAGGCUCGCCGCAAGGAAGCCCAGGCUCUGCUGCAGCGGCAUGAAGCCAACAGCAUUGAGAAACUCGAGUACUGGCACUUUGAACCGAACGGCGACGAGCCAACACCGCAAGAGCAGCAUAAGGAGUUCAUGGCCAAGCUCGUGAGCAGCCACCUGGCAACCUCCCACGACGUCGAUGUACCGGACUUGAAGGACAAGAUCACAUGGGAGGAACUAACACGACUGUGGAAGAAGCGGUUCAUCGUCGACGACGCGCCGACACUCGCCAUCAACCGUCUGUUCACCAUGUCACAGGGCAACACUGCAACACGGGACUGGCUUAGGGAGUGGCAGAAGAUUGCGGCAGUGCCCAAUCUGGACUUGCCAUUCAUACAUCUCAGACGUGAAUUCUACAAUAGAUCAUGUGCUGCAUUGAGCCAGGCUCUUGGUGAUCGCGAGCAGUACUCCACCUUCACCGAAAUCAUUGACAAGGCGAGGGAAAUCAUCAAGACCAAUAGGUCAGCUGCACACGAGAAGUCAACAUGGCAAACGACCUAUGUGGAGAAGCUGCUACGGCAACUGCUAUUGGUGCAACAACACCAAGCACAAGACCUCCCUGUGCCAGGAUCAGGGCAAGGAGGAUGUGCGACCCCGCCUCAGCUCGGGAAACUGAGCUCCGCGGAAGCUUCGUCGCCAUCUAUCGCCGGGGAUUCAUCGUCGUGGUCAAGACUUGAGGUGCUCGACCCACUGACGUUCACGGACUUCCAGUGGAUGCCCGUUCCCCCGACCGGACGAUUGCCGAAACCGCAUUGCAAUGUGCUCAUGGCACAAUUGCGGGAUUACUUGCACACUGCAGUACCAGCUCCGUUGAUGGACGCCGGAGUAGAGGUUGUCGACCUUCACGCUUACAUUGCGAAGAUCGACCGCGAGUUCAAGACGAAAUGGUACGACGACAUCGACGCACCAUUGUUAUAUGUACGCAUUCAGAUCGGAGAGGCGACCUGCAACGCCUUGAUCGAUUGCGGAGCAUCUCACAACUACAUCAGCCAGGACUUCAUGGUACGCGUCGGCCUUGGCCCACGGGUCCGGAGGAAGGCCCAGCCUACGCAAGUCACUUUGGCAGACGGUCAUACGCACAAGUCCAUCGACCGGUGCAUUGAUGUCGUCCCAGUGUACUUUGCCCCUCACUCAAGUGAGGCGGUGUCCUUCGACAUUCUGGACACCAAAUUYGACAUGAUCUUGGGCAUGUCAUUGCUGCGAAGCGAGGAUCACCCGGUGAACUUCUUCCACCGCACCGUUCACAUUCGUGAUCGGAACGGAGUACUAGUUUCAUGCACGGUGCCUUUUCCUCAUCCUUCGAUCAGCUGCCACGUGGUAUCUGCCGCAAGCAUGCGAGCUUCCAUCAUCAGAUACGACAUCGAGGAGAUGGGGRUGUGUUUUCUCCACGCCCUCCCGCCCCAUGACGCUUCAUCGACGGACUCACCUUCGGAUCCACGCGUCACCGAGCUUCUCGACGCCUACAGCAACGUGUUCGAAGGCCCGCACGGAGUAGUACCGGAUCGACCCAUCGGCCACGAGAUCAUCCUCGAGAACGGGGCCGUACCUCCACACGGUUGCAUCUACCGAAUGAGCGAGGAGGAGUUAAGUGUGCUUCGGGCACAACUCGACGACCUUCUAGAGAAAGGCUGGAUUCGGCCUAGCUCAUCGCCAUACGGUGCUCCUGUUCUCUUCUUCUGGAAGAAGAACAAGGACCUGCGGUUGUGCAUCGAUUAUCGCAAGCUCAACGCGCAGACGAUCAGGAAUGCUGGCCCUCUCCCACGCAUCGACAAUCUUCUCGAGCGACUGGGCGGCGCGAAGUUCUUCUCCAAGCUGGAUCUCAAGUCAGGGUACCACCAACUCGAGAUUCGCAAGGAGGACCGGUACAAGACCGCGUUUAAGACGCGAUAUGGGCAUUUCGAAUGGCUGGUUAUGCCAUUUGGCCUUACGAAUGCCCCGGCCACUUUCCAAGCGGGCUAUGACAACGGAGUUCCGACACAUGCUGGAUCAUUCACAUGGGUCACCGACAGCAAUCCAUUGACCUACUACAAGACGCAGGAUACGGUGAGCAGCACGAUCGGACAAUGGAUGUACUUCAUCAACCAGUUUGACUUCACACCGAAACAUCUUCCCGGCCUCUCAAAUCGCGCAGCAGAUGCACUCUCGCGAAGACCUGAUCUUUGCGCUAUGACACAUCAUGCCUUCGCAUUCGACGAGGAGCUUCAGCGACACUUCAUCUGGGCAUAUGAGUCUGAUCCGGACUUCGCCACGCUGUAUGCACAGCUAUCUUCGGAUCACCCGCCGGCCAGCCACUAUCGCAUUGCCGACGGGUACUUGCUCCUCCACUCGAGAGGCAAGGACUUACUAUGUGUCCCACGCGACCGUCGUCUUCGGACUCGCCUCCUCGGCGAGUAUCAUGAUUCACGACUCGCCGGCCAUUUUGGAGUCAACCGCACUAUUGCACGACUUCGACAGCAGUUCCGAUGGCCCGACCUCAUUACCGAUGUCACUCGGUAUUGCGACUCUUGCGAAGUUUGUCGACGUAGCAAGCCCCGCAACCGCAAUCCCUACGGCGAGUUACACCCGAUGCCUAUCUCACGGGAACCCGGUCUCUCCAUUGCCAUGGACGUCACCGGUCCGUUUCCUCGCGACCGGCUCGGGCACGACGGCAUCCUCACGGUUGUGGACCGAUUGAGUAAGUACGCGCGUUUUCUCCCUUGCAAGUACUACUCCACGGCUCCCGAGCUGGCAUGCCUCCUGCACACUGGUUGGAUUUGUGGCCACGGUGUACCAGAAGACAUUGUCAGCGACCGCAACACUCGUUUCAUGUCGGCGUUUUGGACAGCUUUCAUGCAGGAGUCCGACACAACAAUGAAACCAAGUUCAGCUCGACACCCUCAGACAGACGGGCAGACGGAGCGGGCACAUCAGACCGCUCAAAUGAUGCUUCGUACGCUCAUCCGUCCGGACCAGAAAGAUUGKGUUGACYGCCUCCCCGACAUCGAGUUCGCCUACAACACUUCGGUGCAUCCGGCGAUCGGCGUGACUCCAUUCGAGUUGCACCACGGUGGACGGAAAGGCCGGAUCUUCGCCGACCUUCUCCUCCCUCGACCAGCCGACAUUUACGCUGCCUGCUCUCCCGCUUCCGUCCGGAAGUACAGGGAAUUGUUGACUCAAGCCCGCGCAAACAUGCAACAGGCUCAGGUCCGCAUGCAGCAGCAAGCCAACAGGCGUCGCGUACCAUGUCCCAUCCGCGCCGGUGAUCUGGUUUGGGUCUCCGCGGAAGAGUUUGCACUGGAACAGGAUGUUUCACGCAGACUGCUUCCCAAGUGGUUUGGACCUUGGUCUGUGACAGCAGCCGCGGGCAAUGAGCCCGAUGGCCCUUCAUUUGUGAUCAACAUUCCAGAGCAUCUGAUGGUCCAUCCGGUCUUCCACGCCUCGAAGCUGGCAACAUACACGCCAGCCAAGAGCGACGACUUUCCGGACCGACGAUCGCAGGACCCUCCUUCUAUGGAUGGUCAUCAGGAAGUUGACCGCGUCAUCACCGAUCGCAAGUAUGGCAGCAAGCUGCGGCAGUACAAAGUCACAUUCAAAGCAUGCGAUCGCGACGACACUCGGUGGAUUUCAGGCGCAGACUUGAAAGCAUCCGCACCGCUGAUCUACGCGCAUUAUGAAAGGCGGAGGUUAGCUCAGGAAGCUUCACGACCUGCCCCUCCCACCCGGACUGUGGUCCCUCCCUCAGACAGACAGCUUCGCCCUCGCAGGCCAGAAAUAGCCUGUUCCUCACAAGCUCGAGUAGGAGCUGCAACGGCAGCCCCUGACUCUGAUCGGCAUUGGCAAGAGCAGUCUCCUGGACUGCUCGCCUGCAGUCAGGAGGCACCCGUGGUAGUACAUAGGACUGUCCUAGACAGUUCACGGAAAGACGAGGAGGCGGAGUCGUAUGUAACUCAGGAUGAGAGAGAGGCGCUAGCCAAUGAGCUAGCAGCAAUGGAGGACCCUAUGGAACGGCGAGAAAGGGAGGAAGAGCAGAAGUUGGCAUGGAAGCUGAGGAUGAAGAGGGAGAAGAAGAGGAGGAGAGAGGAAGUCAACAAACUGACCGCAGAGGUGGCGAAGGUGCAAGAUUGCAGGAAGGAAGUGCAGGCCCAGCCUGAUGAUAAGGUCAAGUGGGAUAAAGUAUUUGGGCACCUGGAGGUGCUGAGCAAAGCAUGGAUGGAGGAGCACCAAGCGAGUUGGAACCAGGACGUAGCCUUGAGUGCCAUGCGGUCGGGAUUUAGAGAUUUUGCGCGCGAUAUUGUCACCCACCUUGGGGGCGAAGUCACGCAAAUAAGGGACAAUGUAGGGAAGUUCUACGAAGGCGCCAUUGAGGGUGGCAAAGCGAUAGCCGCUGUAGAGGGCGGGGCCAGGCCUCCCAAGGACCCUGUCAAGCUCAAGUUCGCAGACGCAUACGGGGGAAAGGAGGAGAACUUUGACAACUGGGAGGCCAGUGUCAAUAGUUACGUCUUGGAAAAGCUCAGAGAGACUAACUUCAAGAUCAAUGCGAAGAAGUGUGAGUGGGCCAAGACGCAAGUCCUGUACUUGGGCCACAUAUUAGACGGAGAUGGCAUUAAGCCAGAGGAUAGCAAGAUAGCGGCAAUUAGAGACUGGCCGACACCCCACACAUUGACAGAGUUGCGGUCGUUCUUGGGCCUAGCUAAUUACUAUAGAAAGUUCGUGAGGAACUUUUCUACUAUCGCCGCUCCCUCGCGCAGGUUGCUUAAGAAAGAGGCAAUCUGGCAAUGGGACAAGGAUUGUACGUCCGCGCUAAAGAGACUGAAGCGCGCGUUGAUAGAGUACCCUGUCCUCAAAGUAGCUGAUCCAUCUUUGCCAUUUGUCGUUACCACAAACGCGAGUCUGUAUGGUAUAGGCGCCGUGUUGCAGCAAGACGACGACAAUGGCUAUAGACCCGUAGAGUUCAUGUCAGCGAGGAUGCCCUUAGAGAAGGUAGCCACCUCGACGUACGAGAGAGAACUCUACGCUCUCAGGCAGGCUUUAGAGCAUUGGAAGCACUAUCUGCUUGGGAGGCACUUCAAAGUGUAUUCUGACCAUGAGACACUUAGAUGGUUAAAGACACAGGCCAAGAUGACACCUAAACUAACUAGGUGGGCCGCUGAAAUAGACCAAUAUGACUUUGAGCUUAAGCCAGUGAAAGGCAAGUAUAACGUAGUUGCGGACGCUCGGAGUAGGAGAUCAUACUACUUUGGAGCCAUAGUACACUAUAUGGAUAUAGGGAGAGACCUGCAGGAGAAAGUCAGGCAAGCGUAUGCGCAUGACCCUAUCUAUAGUGACCUCCUCAAGAGAGUUAAGGAGGCCCCAGAGGCGGAACCACAUUACCGCACUAUAGAAGGACUACUGUUUGAGAAGACAGAUGUAUUCGACCGCCUAUGCGUUCCCAAUAGUGAGGAAGUCCGCAGUCUAAUCCUAGGGGAAUGCCAUGACAUAGAGGGACACUUCGGUUGGCAGAAGACAUUAGCUAACCUGAUGCGUGCGUACACCUGGCCGGGGAUGCUGCCUAUUCCUGAUCAGCCUGGAGACUCAAUGUCCAUAGACUUCAUGGAUACUCAGCUGGGCGUUGUGACAUUUAAGUUGACUGCUCUGAAGGACACUCAGAGGGAAUUGAAAGCUAGCAUUUUGGAGAGCCCUGACCAGUACGAGGCCGAAUACGAGUCUCUCGCCAAGAAGCUUGAGGAUGAAAGGGCGGAUGCACGCAAAGCAGAUCAGAAGGAUUGGGACUUGAGUAAAAUACUGAAUUAUCUAAUGGAGGAGAGGGGGAUGUGGACGAGGAGGACGACGAGGAUAGUGAGGACGACGAGGAGUCGUCGUCGAGAUGGGGAAGGAGAAGAGAUGGAUGGAGGGAAAAGAGGAAGGGCAGGAGGAGGAGGACGAGUGGGAGGAGGAGACAUGGACGGCGAGGAAGGGGAGGACACGAGGAAGGGAAGGAGGCGAGGAGGCAUGGAAGAUGAGGAAGUACGAGGAGGAGGAGGAGACAAGGAGGAUGAGGAAGGGCAGGAGGAGGAGGCCGAAGAGGAGGAGGAGGAGGAGACGAAAAGGAGAAGGGAGGAGGAGACAUGGAGGAUGAGGAAGGGAGGAGGAGCAAGCCAAAGCGGAUCUGCAGCGAGUCCAGACCAUGCUGCUGCUGCUGCAGCGGCAAGUGGUGGUGCAGGGACUUCUGGAACUGUUGCAGCCCAGGGCCCGGACCCAGCAAUGGCUGGGCCAGGCGGCAGCUUUGCUUACAUUGACAGGAAGGCGGCGCAGAUUCCGUCCAAGUAUGACGGAAAGGACGACGUCGAGUCUUGGAUCAGCUCCAUGCGGUCCUACUUUGAUGUAUUGGGGACACCCCUGUCCACUCAGUCGUCUAUCCUGGGGACCAAUGUGGAGCCCGUCGUGCGGGGUUUCCUAGAAACCCAGGCUGUCCAAUCAGGCUAUAAGAGAAUAGACUUGAACAAGUGGCUGAAGGCUACGCCUACUACCACACUUGAGGAUCUCUUGAUCAAACAAUAUGCUGGUCCACAUGCUGCAGCUAAAGCAAGGCUUAAGCUUGACAAGCUCAAGCACAGCAAGUGGACCGACACCAUGCACAGUCUGCAGUAGUACCAUCAGAUUCCAAUACGGCCCGAGGAUCACUACAAAACCGCUUUUCAGACAAGGUACGGUCUGUACGAGUUUGUGGUGAUGCAUUUCGGCCUUUGCAAUGCUCAUGGCACCUUUCAGCACGCCAUGAAUUGGAUCUUUCAUGACUACUUGGACAAGUUUGUCAUCGUGUACCUCAACGACAUACUUAUCUUCAGUAGGACUGUCGAGGAGCAUGUCGGUCACUUCCUUAGCCUCGUUCGACAGCACCAGUUGAAGAUCAACGGGGAGAAAUGCGAGUUUGGCCGCACCCGGAUCUUGUAUCUGGGUCAUGAGAUUUCCGCGGAGGGAUUGAAGCCUGAUGACGCGAAGGUGGCCAGCAUUCGUGAUUGGCCGCGUCCUCAUUCUGUGACUAAGAUGAGGUCCUUCUUAGGGAUGACCAGCUACUACCGCAACUUUGUGAAGAAUUAUAGCAUAGUGGCCGCACCUUUGACUGACCUAACCCGCCUUGACACCCCAUGGGAGUGGACAGACAGGUGUGAGGCUGCCUUGAGACAUCUGAAGCAUGUUCUAGCACACCACGAGGUCUUGAAACUUCCUGAUCCUGACAAGCCAUUUAUAGUAACCACGGAUGCUAGCCAAUAUGGCAUAGGCACCGUGCUCGCGCAGCAGGAGGGGCCAAAGUUGAGGCCUGUAGAGUACAUGUCCAAAAAGAUGUCCUCUCAGAAGUUGGCUAAGUCCACCUAUGAGAAGGAGCUCUAUGCGAUCUACAAAGCGCUAACCCACUGGAGGCACUACCUCCUUGGGAGGUUCUUCUACGUCAGGACUGAUCAUCAGACCCUGAAGUGGAUGAGAACCCAGCCAGUGCUCUCGGAUGCGUUGAAAAGAUGGAUCGAAGUCAUUGAGCAGUAUGACUUCGAACCUCGGUAUAUCAAAGGAGAGUACAAUAGAGUUGCUGAUGCGCUGUCGCGUAGGCCGGACUUCCUUGGUGUGCUGAUCACCGAGUUUGGGUUUGCGGACGAUGUUACUCGUUCUUUGGUGGAAGCCUAUCGCGAGGAUUCGUUUAUGGCUGAGAUCAUACGCAGACUCGAAGCGAAGGACGAGAAGGCCGGGAAUAAACGCUUAUGGCGGAAACUGAAACAGUCGAUGCCAGAGGAUGCAGAACUGCAGGAAAAGGCCAAGAAGAAGUUCAUAACACAAUGCCGAGGCUUUCCGCCGCAGGCUGAAGCGGCGGCAACAGUUGAGAAGCAACGACUUCAAGCCGAAGCUGAAGCAGAUACCCAGGCACGACGCAAGGAGGCCCAGGAUCUCCUACAGCGGCAUGAAGCCACCAGCAUAGAAAAGCUCAAGUUUUGGCACUUUGAACCAUCCGAGGAGCACGACGACGCGACGCCGGAGGAGCAACACAAGGAAUUCAUGGCCAAACUCGUGACUAGGUUGGUUUACACUUGUAACCACCUGCAGUCUGAGCUGGCGAACCUCCAGCGGGCCGUACGGAAUCACAAGGCUCAGCACGAGGAUGCAACACAGGCACUUCAUUCCCAUGUACAGGACUUGGAGCAAACUGCACCAAGACCGGAGGCUGGCGAGUCCAGCAGUGCACCCUCUGCCCGCCAAUUGGAGGAACGAGUUGACCACGUAGUCGCAAUGCUCGGCGACAUCAGCACCUUCGCUGCACCAGCCACCAUCAGCAACCAGCUGGACACCUUGAAGACCGAGGUUCAGCAACUGCAGCUGCCUAACAAAGAUGGCAACACCACUCAGCAUUACAAGAUGCCGACAUUCCAAAUCGAGAAGUUCGAUGAUUAUAUGCGUCAAGACCCGGUCCUCUGGUGGGAGGGCUUUACAACGCAACUUCGGAUUCUGUUCGUCGCCAAGCACGCGUACAUCGGCGCGCUGUUCCUCAACUCAAAGGGCGGAUGCCAGAUCUGGUUGAGCCACCUGGCAACCGUCCACGGCGUCGACGUCGCAGAUGUGAAAGAUAAGAUCUCUUGGGAAGAGUUAACACGGCUAUGGAAGAAGCGGUUCAUCGUGGACGACGCCCUGACGCUCGCCAUCAACCGCCUCUUCGCUAUGACGCAAGGCAACACAUCGACACAUGACUGGCUCACGGAAUGGCAAAAGAUCGCGGCAACGCCCGAUCUUGACUUGCCAUUUUCGCAUCUGCACCGCGAGUUCUACAAGCGGUCAUGUGUCGCCUUGAGCCUUGCACUUGGUGAUCGCGAGCAAUACGCAACCUUCGCUGAAAUCAUCGACAAGGCAAGGGAGAUCAUCAAGACCAAUAGGGCAGCUGCACAUGAGAAAUCAGCAUGGCAGCCAAUCUAUGUGGAGAAGGUGAAAACUGGUCCGCGGCCACAGCAUGUCGCUGCAGUCCAAUCGGACAACAUUGUGCAAGACCCGGCAGCCACCCAAGCGUCACGUGAGGGAGAUCAGUUGGCUGCUGUCCAACCGCGAAGCAACAACAAUUCCCGAGGAAACGGGAAGGCGAAAACCGCAUCGCCGGCUGAAAACGGACAGCCAGCACCAUGGGUCAAGUUUCACUUGACCGAGGCGGAAUACAAGUGGCGCGGACGCUACGGAUGCUGCUAUUGGUGCAACAACACCAAGCACAAGACCUCCCAAUGCCCGGAUCAAGGCAAGGAGGAUGUUUGGCCUCAUCGGAGAGGCGACCUGCAACGCUUUGAUCAAUUGCGGAGCAUCUCGCAACUACAUGAGACAGGACUUUAUGGUACGCGCCGGCCUUGGCCCACGCAUCCGGAGGAAGUCCCAGCCUACGCAAGUCACGUUGGCGGAUGGUCUGCGCACAAGUCAAUAGACCGAUGCAUAGAUGACAUCCCCAUGUACUUUGCCCCGCAUGAAAGCGAGGCAGUGUCCUUCGAUAUUUUGGACACCAAAUUCGACAUGAUCUUGGGCAUGUCAUGGCUGCGAAGUGAGGAUCACCCGGUGAACUUCUACCGCCGCACCGUUCACGUUCGUGAUCGGAACGGAGUACUAGUCCCAUCGAUCAGCUGUCACGUGGUGUCCGCCUCAAGCAUGCGAGCUUCCAUCAUCAGAGACGACAUCGAGGAAAUGGGGGUGUGUUUUCUCCACGCCAUCCCGCCCCAUGACGCUUCAUCGAUGGACUCAUCUUCGAACCCACGCAUCACCGAACUUCUCGACGCCUACGGCAAAGUGUUUGAAGGCCUGCAUGGAGUAGUACCGGAUCGGCCCAUCCGCCACGAGAUCAUCCUCGAGGACGGGGCUGCACCUCCGCGUGGUUGCAUCUACCGAAUGAGCGAGAAAGAGUUAAGUGUGCUGCGGGCACAACUCGACGACCUUCUGGAGAAAGGUUGGACUCGGCCUAGCUCAUCGCCAUACGGUGCUCCUGUUCUCUUCGUCCGGAAGAAGAACAAGGAUUUGCGGUUGUGCAUCGAUUAUCGCAAGCUCAACGCGCAAACGGUCAGAAACGCCGACCCUCUUCCACGCAUCGACGACCUUCUCGAACGGCUGGGCGGUGCCAAGUUCUUCUCCAAGCUUGACCUCAAGUCGGGAUAUCACCAACUCGAGAUGAGGCAGGAGGACCGCUACAAGACCGCGUUUAAGACGCGAUAUGGGCAUUUCGAAUGGCUGGUUAUGCCAUUUGGCCUUAUGAAUGCCCCGGCCACUUUCCAAGCGGCUAUGACAACGGAGUUCCGACACAUGCUGGAUCGAUUCGUACUUAUCUACCUCGACGACAUCCURGUGUACAGCCGGAGUWUGGAYGAGCAUGUGGAACACCUSCGCACCGUUUUGGAGCGGCUACGACAAGCCAAGUACAAAGCCAACCGCGACAAAUGYGAAUUUGCGCGGCAAGAGCUGGAGUACUUGGGACAUUAUGUGACGCCGCAAGGCAUCCGUCCGCUUGCGGACAAGAUCGAGGCCCUCCGCCCCAAGCUGACACCACCUCUUAUGUAUUCUGGGGAAGACCCCAAGGUGGAUGUUUCAGAUUGGGUUACUGCUAUGCAUGCAUACCUGGGCAGCUUUGUAUGUCCAAAGGUGACAAAGGUAGGGACUAUUAUGGGUCGCCUGGAGAGGAAUGCACUGAAAUGGUGCACAUCCUCUGCAGCAAAACAGAAUCUGCCCAUGGACAAAUGGGCACAGCAGUUGAAGGUGGAGGGGUUGCUGCAGGCCCUGCGAGACCGGUUUGCAGACAGGGAACAGACCCGAAAAGCAGCAGAUAAGAUAAUGUUGCUGGGCUCACGCAGAUUUGAGGGUUCCCUGUCCAAGCUCUACAGUAUGUUUGAGAGCUUGACAGCUACUCCCGGUCUGGAGAUGAGUGAGUCUGACCAGCUCACUCACUUCCUACGCGCAGCGCCUCCAAACUACUUCAUCGCUCUUUUCUCUCAGGGCCACAAGGACUGGAUGUCCUUUGGCAAAGCGGCCCUGGACCUGGAGUCCCGGCUCAAGGUUCAGGAACCUUAUGAAGGAACGAGGAGACCCUCUUCCAGGGGACAGCGCAGGAAGAAGGGUGCUCUGUUGGCUGCUGACACCGGUUCUGAUUCUGAUGCAUCUCAGCGUGGCAGUCCUCCAUUUGAGACUGCAUCAGCAUCAGCAGUUGAGCCAGCCGUUCUUGCCCUGGCUGAGAAGCUUGCUGCCAUGUUCAAGGGGAAGAUGUCACCUGUUGAACUCGAUGAGCUCAGGAGACAGCUUGAGACCCUGACCAGCAAGGACUGGAUCAGACCCAGCACAUCGGAAUUUGGGGCUCCAGUUCUCUUUGUUCCAAAGGGGAAUGAAGAAUUCAGGAUGUGUGUGGACUACAAGGGUCUCAACAAAAUCACUAGGAAGUCUACAGAGCCCCUUCCUAGGAUUGAUGAUCUGCUGGACAUGGUGCAGGGCUGCACAAUCUUCAGCAAGAUCGAUCUCAAAUCUGGCUACCACCAGAUUGAGAUGGUUCAGGGCGAUGUCCACAAGACUGCCUUCAAGACCAGAUAUGGCACUUACGAGUACCUGGUCAUGCCUUUCGGUCUUUGCAAUGCCCCUGGCACAUUCCGGACAGAGAUGCAUCGCAUACUCAGGCCUUACCUGGACGGGUUUGUAGUUGUGUACCUGGAUGAUAUCCUGGUAUUCUGUCGAUCUGUUGAGGAGCGUGCGCAGCAUCUGGCUCUGGUUCUCCAGGCACUACAUGAGGCCCAGUACAAGAUCAACAGAGAAAAGUCCUCCUUUGGAGUGACUUCUGUGACUUAUCUGCGACAUGUAAUCUCUGGGGAAGGGCUGGCUCCUGAAGCAACAAAGGAUGGUGGGCAUGGUCUGCAGCCAGUUGAGUACAUGAGUAAGAAGAUCAAAGUCAAAAAGCUGCAGGAUUCCACGUACCAGAAAGAGCUAUAUGCUCUAGUGUCAGCGCUAAAGCAUUGGAAACAUUUCCUCAUGGGCAGACACUUCCAGAUCUAUUCAGAUCACUUCACCUUACAGUGGAUGAAGACCCAAGGGGAACUGAAUGACAAGCUUGCGCGCUAUAUUCAGUUCAUUGAUCUGUUUGACUUUGAACUGAAACACAAGAAGGGUUGUUACAAUCGUGUAGCAGACGCCCUUUCUCGUAGGCCUGACGCUCUCUGCAUGAUCUCCUCUACUCACACUUUUGGGGAGAGUACCCGUCAGAACAUUGCCCAACUAUUGCCACAGGACCCGACUUUUGGCCCGAUCGUUAGGAAUCUGCAGACUGAUCCUGCCUCUGAACCAGGGUAUAUUCUGGUCUCAGGUCUGCUGUAUACUUGCAGCAGAGGAGAGGAGCGUUUGUGUAUCCCUCAAAACCGCCAGCUGAGAACACUCAUUAUGUUUGAGUGUCGUGAUGCUCGCGGCCACUUUGGGGCCUUAAAGUCGUUGGCUGCCCUGUCGCAGCGGUUCUUCUGGCCAGAGAUGAGGAAAGACCUGUUGCACUAUGUGGAAACCUGUGAGAUGUGCCAAAGGAACAAGGUCGUUCGCCGACCUCCCCUUGGCCUAUUGCAGCCACUUCCCAUCCCUGAGGCACCAGCACAGUCAGUGGCUAUUGAUUUCACUGACCUGGGGAAGACUACUCCUCGCGAUAUGCGUCAGGUCAUGGUGUGUGUGGACAGGUUCUCCAAGUACGCAGAGUUUAUUCCUUUGCCAGAGGAAGCCAGAGUCUCGGCUGUGCAGGCGGCCUUUGCUGACAGGUGGGUUACUCACCAUGGACCACCCACCUCUAUUGUCAGUGAUAGAGAUCCGCGAUUCUGCAACAAUGAAUGGCAGUGCUACUGCAAGGACUACCUUCAUUCCAGACUGGAUAUGACAUCUGGUCGUCAUCCUGAAGCCAAUGGGCAAGCUGAAGUGAUGAACCAGAUUCUUUUUCAGUUGCUGCGUCCUGUGAUCAGCCCUGAUCAGCAGGAUUGGGAUCUCCAUCUAGGACAGGCACAGCUAGUGUACAACACGCCUGUACACUCCGGACGAGCUCCUCAAGCCGACGCUCGAGUUCGGUGGCCUCGGGGAUCGAGAGUCUGUAGGGUGUCUGGUGGUGAACACGAUAGUCAGACACAAGCUGGAUGGAGUGCUCGACAUCUCACAUCGGUGGAAUGCCGGCGUACGAGAACGACAGUGGGAAAACGUCGUUGGUACUCUCGAAUGAGGUCACGAACUGCGGGCUCCAGGUCGGUCGUAGCGUGCAAGUUCCUCAGCGUCAGCGUCAGCGCGCGACGGCGGGGUGGACUCGACGGACGGCAGAGGGAGGGAAGUAGAGAUAGGAUCCAUGAAGAUAGAGGGAGGAUCUGGCUCCAGAGAGAUGAGCUUGGCGUCGGAAUAGGGUGGAUCAUAGUGCAAGAGAUCUGUAACGUUCACCGUGAAGAAGGUCACGUCGUCCUGUCAGAUGAAGUGAGCGAACUCCCGAGGCGAUGUGACGGUGAUAGUAGGAGAUGGUAUGGGCACGGAAGGCUCCGGGGAGGAGGGUCGGGAUGUGGUGUCGCGGUGGUACCUAUGAAAGGUACGCUAUACGUCUGUCCACACUUCGUUUUGAGAACGAGAGUGUUGGUCGCCCAGUCGGCCUCGGUGUUGAAGAACCGACGAGACCACGGAAUACCGAGAAUGAAGUCGUACCCCGUCUCCAUCACAUCGAAAUGUGCAUAGGAGCGGUGGAGACGAGACGUCGGGGGACGAACAGUCGGCUCGAGAGUGAGGAAGAAAUGGAGGUCAGUGACCGUCUGAUCAAAGAAGCGUUGGGUCUUGUCAUCCCCUAGGGUGAUAGAGAUGGGAGUCGGAGACCCUGUCGUGGGUAAGCGGGCUUCUUUCACCACACGUGGGUGAAUGAAGUCCCCCUGAGAAC